This is a messenger RNA of Raphanus sativus (radish), 4070 nucleotides long. RefSeq names its product probable disease resistance protein RPP1. Gene Ontology annotation, molecular function: ADP binding. The record is from RefSeq and is a predicted model, not a curated record. Lineage: Eukaryota; Viridiplantae; Streptophyta; Magnoliopsida; Brassicales; Brassicaceae. Gene Ontology annotation, biological process: signal transduction; defense response.
UCGACAGUUAGCUAAUACAAGGCGUGGUGAUUAUUAGGUUGCUUCAUAGUUUUUUUGGGUCUAUAUUAAUGGGCCAUUAUUGAGGGUUGCUUACAAGUAUUAAUGGCCCCAUGGAGCUGCCGUUAACAUAGUGAUUUUAGAGGCGAUCAUAGAGGCAUUUCGUCGAACAGUUGGUGAAAAACGUAAUAAAAGGAAGCAAGACGAAUUUCUCCGCACUAGCUGAGAAAUGCAAAGUACGUUUGGAACUGGCAAGGCUAGUAGUUGAAACUUUGUUUUGCUCAUGUAUGUUUAUCGACGUAAUUGGUGCCAAUAAAGAAAUAGACAUGAAGGUUUUGGAGCUGUCAAAAACAGAUCCAUUAGGGUCUUGGUCUACAAAAGCUUGUGGAUGGAAUCAACAAGAACGAGUCUAGAAGACGGGCUUUGAUUCUUUUCUUUUUACAUAAACGCAAGGGAUGCUUACGGAGUGAGGAAGAAGCUGGAGAUGAGUAUCAAUGGAGAGAGUUUAGGUUUGAGUUCGAAGAAGAGGUGAAAGACGUUGAAGCUUUUUCCUAUCAGCUUGUAGGAAUGGAACAAGUUCACUAACCAUACCGGUUUGUGCUUUCAAUUACAGUUUCUUAAGAAUCACGAACCGAACCGGUUUACAUUUUUGGUUAAAUGUGAUAAUCAGAUGGCCGCCCAUUUUUAAAGUCAACGUUUUCUCAUUAGAUAUACAAAUCAUUACUCUCUUGAUCUGGUAAAAUAUCUGUGAUCUAUACAUCUUCUCUCUAAUGGAUCUUUACCUUCUCCUUGUGACAGUUGUUGCUACCAUCUUUACGCUUUUGUUUAGUAGAAUCUUUUUUAUUGUUUAUGGGAAGUUCAAAGUUCACGAGAACAAAAUAAUUAUUGCUUCUUCUCCUUCUUCAUCAUCAUCUCCACCAUCUCUCCAGUCGUCUUUGCCUAUACACGAUGUCUUCCCGAGCUUCCACGGAGCAGAUGUCCGUAAAUACUUUCUCAGUCAUCUUCUCAAGGAGUUUGGGAGCAAAGGAAUCAACCUGUUCAUCGAUAACGACAUCACUAGAGGAGAGUUCAUCGGCCCUGAGCUCAAAAAGGCAAUUCGAGGAUCAAGAAUCGCCAUCGUGUUGCUCUCUAAAAGAUACGCUUCUUCCUCUUGGUGUCUCGACGAGUUAGUGGAGAUUAUGAAGUGUAAAGAAGAGAUAGGUCAAACGGUGAUGCCAGUUUUCUAUGAAGUGGAUCCAAGUGAUGUCAAGAAGCAGGCCGGUGAGUUUGGGAAAGUCUUUAAAAAAACUUGUAAAGGUAAAACAAACGAGGUUACUAGGAAAUGGAGUCAAGCUUUGGCACAAGUGGCCACACUCGCUGGUUACCAUUCAAAGAACUGGGAGACUGAUGCAAAAAUGGUCGAAGAUGUUGUUAACUCCACGCCGUCAAGAGAUUUCGACGAAUUCAUUGGGAUGGAAGCUCAUAUGGAGAAUAUUUCACCGGUUUGUUCAGACGACUACAAUAUGAAGUUGUAUUUGCAGCAAAUUAAGUUUCUGUCUCAACAACUCAACCAAAAGGAGGAGGAUUUCAAGAUUUCUCACUUGGGAGUUGCACGAGAAAGACUGAAUGACAAGAAAGUUCUUGUUGUUCUUGAUGAUGUUGAUCGGUUAGUACAACUAGAAGCCAUGGCCAGAGAAACUCGGUGGUUUGGUGAUGGAAGUCGGAUUAUCAUUACGACGCAAGAUCGAAAGAUUCUGAAGGCGCAUGGGAUUACUCAUAUUUACAAGGUUGAUUUUCCGUCAGACUGUGAAGCUAUUCAGAUGUUUUGUAUGUAUGCUUUUGGCCAAAAGUCCCCUAAAGAUGGUUUUGAGUACCUUGUAUGGGAAGUUACAGAUCUUGCCGGUAAACUCCCUUUGGGACUAAGGGUUAUGGGAUCUUAUUUCCGUGGAAUGUCCAAGCAGGAGUGGCAGAAUUCACUACCACAGCUAAGGAGAUGCCUUGAUGGAGAAAUUGGGAGCAUUUUGAUGUUCAGUUAUACUGCACUAUCUCACGAAAAUAAAGAUUUGUUUCUUCAUAUAGCCUGCUUUUUCAACUUUGGAUUGAUAGAGAGAAUGAUAGAGCAUCUUUCAAAGAGAUUUUCUGACGUCAGGCAACAGCUUAACGUAUUAGCUGAGAAGUCUCUCAUAUCUUUGGAAAGUGGAGAUGUGAUUAUGCACGAUCUGCUAGUCCAGCUGGGUAGAGAUAUUGUCCGCAAACAGUCCAGUGAGCCUGGACAACGCCAGUUUCUUGUCGAUAAAAGAGAGACUUGUGAGGUUCUUGCUGAUGAUGCAGUGGGUAGUAGAAGUGUUAUUGGCAUAAAUUUCCGGGGAGACGAUAUAAAUGUGAGUGAGAGAGCCUUUGAAGGAAUGUCUAAUCUCCAGUUCUUAAGAUUGAAAGUGGAACGUGAUGGCGGAGGAGAUGAAUUUCAUCUAUUUGGUGGACCAAGCUAUUUAUCUCGUAAACUAAGAUUACUAGAAUGGAGAUAUUUUCCGAUGACAUGUUUGAAUUGUAUUCCCAACCCAGAGCUCCUCGUGGAACUAAUCAUGGUUUGCAGCAAUCUUGAGAAGUUGUGGGAUGGAACUAAACCACUUAGAAAUCUCAAGUGGGUGGAUUUGUGGGGUUCAAAAAACUUGAAGGAUGUUUCUAGUCUCUCAACUGCCACUAGUCUAGAGGAAUUAGAUCUCACAGGAUGUUCAAGUUUAAUGGAGCUUCCAUCUUCUAUUGGAAAUGCCAUUCAUCUCAAAAGUUUGGAUCUCGGUGGAUGUUCAAGUUUGGUGGAGCUUCCUUCCUCUAUUGGGAAUGCAACUAAUCUCCAGUUUCUGUCUCUUAGAAGUUGUUCAAGUUUGGUGGAGCUACCCUCAUGUAUUGGAUAUGCCAUAAGAAACCUUGAGGAAUUGGAUUUUAGUGAUUGCUCAAGUUUAGUGGGAGUUCCUUCCUCUAUUGGAAACACCACUAAUCUCACCCGUUUGGAUUUUAGUAGAUGCUCAAGUCUUGUGGAACUUCCUGCCUCUAUUGGAAACCUCCAGGAACUAGAGACUUUGCUUUUGAAAGAAUGUUGCAAGCUGGAGGUUCUUCCUGCCAACAUCAACUUGAAAUCUCUGAGUGAACUUGAUCUCACUGAUUGCUCCUUGGUGAAAAUUUUUCCUGAGAUCUCGACAAACAUCAAAUCUAUGAAUCUCACUGGAACUGCGGUUAAACAAGUUCCUUCAUCUAUCAGGUUGUGGCACAACCUAAUUGAUCUGUUCAUGAUCAACACAGAAAUACAGGAAAUUUCUCCUUCGAUCAAGAUAACAUCUCGUCUUCGUCGUCUUGUACUCAAGGGAUGCAAAGAUCUUUUGGCACUCCCACAGCUUCCAAGUUCCUUAUUAGAGCUAGACGCAGAAAACUGCGAGUCUCUUGAGAGACUAGACUGCUCCUUUCUUAAUCAAAAGAUUGAUCUCAACUUCGCCAACUGCUUUAAGCUGAAUAAAGAAGCCAGAGAUGUCAUCAUUCAGACCUCGACUAAUAAAGUAAAGACCUUACCCGGUAAAGAAAUGCCUAACUACUUCAAUUAUCAAGCUAAUGGAGGUUCCCUAGUAAUUAAGUUGAACGAGAGGACUUCACCUUCAUCAAUGAUAUGUAAGGCUUUCAUCUUGCUGGUUUGUAAAGAUGAGGUUGAAGCUGCUAAAGGAGAAUAUGUGCGCGUGUAUCAUGGGAUUAAACAGAAUAGACUCGACGUCCGGUGCAGUCCUAGUCUCCGCAUUCUGUAUCGCCCUUUAACGGAACAUCUAUACAUCUUUGAAUUCCAAGCAGACAUGACCUCAGGCGAGCUUUUCUUUGAAUUUAAGAUCAACAUUGACGAAUGGCCGAUAAAUAAAUGGAUGAUAAAAGAAUGUGGAGUUCAUUACAAUAAUAGUUGAUGGGUUGAUACAUGUAGUGUUGUGUUUUUCUUGGGGGUAUGGUUAUCAGUCGUCCUGUUGCAGCGGUUCGAUAACGGUUUAGUCUUGUUCUUGUCAAGUUUUUAAGCUAUAUAAAUGGGAACAAAUUAUAAAUCUUAAUCGAAAAUAUUUGCUCUA